AUGCGUGAACAAUAUGUGUUCCUCCUCUUAUUCUCCGUAGCCGUGAAGUCUCUCCUUGUGGACUUUGAGACGAUUGACAAUCUCCUCGACGGUCAUAUUCUUGAGGUCACCAAAUUGCUCGAUCGCGGUAACGAUCUCCAUAACGUUCAAGAUAAAGCGAAUUCCCUACAAAAUCAAACUCAAUUGAUUCAUUCCAAGGAUAAGUUUCUAAGAACUUACGAUGAUCUGGAGAGAGUCGAAUACAGUUUAAGAAGUGCUCGGGCCAAAAUAAAAGAAGCAAAAAAUAAAAAUGUCUCCGUUUCCGACAUGGACUUAACUUCCGAAGGUUCAAUCUAUUGGAACCAUGUGACAUUUGAGAGGAGUUACAAAGAAAUGGAGAAGAGAUUGAAGAUAUUCAUCUAUGAAGAAGGUGAACCACCAAUCUUCCAUAAUGGCCAUUGCACCAACAUCUAUGCCAUUGAGGGACUCUUCCUACAAAAUAUUGAAACCAGCCCUUUUCGAACUAGAAAUCCGAGUGAGGCACAUCUAUUCUUCUUACCCUUUAGCGUGACAGAAAUAGCCAUGGUCGUAUACCAGAAUGAUCACAAAUGGGGUCCGAUGCGGAAGGUUGCCAAGGAUUAUGUCAACGUCAUUUCUAAUAAGUACACUUAUUGGAAUCGGACCAUGGGAGCCGACCAUUUCAUGGUCGCUUGCCAUGAUUGGGGUCCUGAAAUUUCCUUUGCCAUUCCAUCGCUAGUAAACAAUUCAAUUCGAGGCUUGUGCAAUGCCAACAUGUCCGAAAGGUUUAAUCCUUUGAAAGACGUUUCCAUCCCAGAAAUCCACCUUCCAACCGGAACAACCAAAGGUUUGAUCGGUGGACCACUCCCCUCCAAGCGAACAAUUCUAGUAUUUUUCGCCGGAGGGAAUCAUGGGCCAGUUAGGCCCAUAUUAUUUAAGCAUUGGGAGAACAAGGACCCCUAUGUCCAAGUUCACCAAUACCUCCCGAAGAACAUGUCUUACUACAAAUUAGUUAGGAAGAGCAAAUAUUGUAUAUGUGCAAGCGGUUACGAAGUGGCUAGCCCGAGAAUGGUGGAGGGGAUAUACAUGGGAUGUGUCCCGGUUCUUAUUAAGGAUCACUAUGCCUUACCUUUUGGGGAUGUACUAGAUUGGGAGAAAUUCGCAGUGAUUAUCCCGGUUAAGGAGAUCCCGAAUCUAAAGAAGAUUCUCUUGGAAAUUCCGGAGGAGAAGUAUUUAGAGAUGCACAAAAAUGGGCUUAAAGUUAGAAGGCAUUUUGAGGUGAAUUAUCCUCCAAAGAGGUAUGAUGUUUUUCAUAUGAUUCUUCAUUCCAUUUGGCUUAGGAGACUCAAUGUUCAUCUUCAUAGUUUACAAUCAUGA
This is a messenger RNA of Impatiens glandulifera, 1374 nucleotides long. Its product is annotated as probable glycosyltransferase At5g03795. Gene Ontology annotation, molecular function: glycosyltransferase activity. Bases 1 to 1374 code for a protein of 457 amino acids. NCBI's taxonomy places the organism in Eukaryota, Viridiplantae, Streptophyta, Magnoliopsida, Ericales, Balsaminaceae. The record is from RefSeq and is a predicted model, not a curated record. The transcript is spliced from 4 exons.